Molecule: messenger RNA, 2007 nt
Organism: Gigantopelta aegis
Lineage: Eukaryota; Metazoa; Mollusca; Gastropoda; Neomphalida; Peltospiridae
Product: ataxin-10-like
Exons: 9
Coding region: 36-1631 (531 amino acids)
Biological process (GO): neuron projection development
Cellular component (GO): cytosol
Source: RefSeq, a predicted model, not a curated record
UUGGCAUGUGCUGGAAAAAGUGAAAAAAAGUCGUCAUGAAUUUUGAAGAAUUUGCCGACGCUAUGGUAGUAGAAGCUCGCAACCAGAGCUGGAAGGAAGUCAAGGAUUCACUCUCGCAUUUUACAAACGAGUUUAAGUCGGAUGAUUUCAGGAAUAAUGCUGGCCCUCGCCUCUUCGGACACUUGGCCAACACUCUUUCCUCCCUGAAAAACAAACUGAUGUCUGAGGAAGACAUUCCCAUCGAGGUGGAGUUCACAGACUGUUUGGCCGAGUAUUACCGCUGUCUGCGAAACGCUUGUGCGAGUUGCCACGACAACCAGGAGCUGGCUCGCAGCACCCUUAUUCUCAUGAACACGAGAGACAUUGUGCAAAAACUAAACACGGAGAACCGAGAUGAGACUAUUGUGUGCGUGCUGCAGUGUGCUGUCCAGUUCCUUGGCAACACGUGUGUCAGAAACAGCUUCAACCAGUCGACGGUGUGGGACAUGUUUCUUUCAGAUGAUUACAGGAAUCUCUUGAUGUCGGGCGAUGUGCCGCUGGCUGAUUACACCUGUAUGUUGCUCCACACCUGUAUACGGGGUCUGCUCGUCCAGGGCAGUGCUCACCCCACCUACCAGCAGAAGCAGCAGCACCUGAGUCAGCGUGACACGGAGGACUACCCACACGACAUCCUGCAGGACCCUGGGGUGCAGGAGUAUCUCACAGAGGCCAUCAGACAGUCAGCGGCUAACGAGUUUGAGUGGGGUGUCUACUUGAUUGAGGAUCUAUGUCAGUUUGAAACCUUUUUGUCUGUUUUAUACGACAAGCUCACUGAUAAGGAAAGGAUAUUUGUUGUUGAAGUUCUUAUCAACCUUCUCAAGCAAAUGAGUGACUGUCUGACCCACGACAGAAAGAUCGGAGCUGGUGUGACAAAUUCGGAUAAUUGUGCAGCUGUGGCCGAGUCGAAGAUGACGGUAGAUGACACCCCCGAGGAAAUCGCCUCCUCCAUGCCCAACCGCUACGUCGGUAUCGACAACCUGCGCUUUCUCUCUGAAGAAAUCCAAUCCAAAUGUCUGCAGGUUAUAAGGGUGGUGGUCAUGAACUGCGAGUAUUCCUUGACUCCCUGGCUGAUCGUGAAGAACAUUGAGGCGCUGGGUAUCGCCACGUCACUUCACACCAUCUAUGGAGCAUUGCAGGAGGACACAGACCUCUUGAUGACGUCCCUCGAUUUAUUAAAUGGAAUCCAUGACAUCAACAAGGGAGGAGAAAACCAUUUUGUUGGAGCAGAAAAACCAAAAGAAAUUGACCCGAGUCAUCCGUCAUUUUGCUUGAAGCGAGAUCUGGUGCGACUGAUCGCCAACAUGGUGUACCAUCAUCCAGUUAAUCAGGAUCGGGUUCGAGAAAUGGACGGAAUUCCCUUACUUCUUGACCUGUCUGGUGUUGAUGACAGAAAUCCAUUUAUAACGCAGUGGGUUGUCUUGGCAAUCCGCAAUCUCCUGGAGGGCAAUGACGAAAACAAAGCGAUUGUGAACGAAAUGCAGAUGGAAGGAAUGGCCAACAACGUCAGUCUGUUGAAGGAGUACGGCAUUUCCGCGGAACUCCAGGGAAACAAGAUCAUCGUGAAGCCACCCAAACCGGGACAUGGAACAUGAUGAAGAAAACCCCACCCCACACACGCACACAAAAAAUAAAAUAAAAAUCCUGUUUUAUUUUUAAUCUAUAUGUUUAUCAUAAGCAGAGAUACUCACAUCGUACCUGUUUAACACAAGUGUAUCCCUGACUUGUAGUGGGUUGUGGACAAGAUCAAAUGUUUUAUAGAAAGAGGAACUAUUCGGGUUAGAGUUUAGUAUCUUGUUGUACGUCAUUAACCGCCGGUUGGUGGAACGAAUGUGGUGCUUUACGGUUGAAUUAUGGAAACAGAAAUGUGUGGAAGGUCAGCAGUGGAAAGAAAACAUGCCUCGGAUAUACAAGAUAUUACAUUUUAUGGCUAAUUACACAGUACAAAUUAAAAAAAACUGCAAAAAACUG